Molecule: messenger RNA, 1662 nt
Organism: Polyodon spathula (Mississippi paddlefish)
Lineage: Eukaryota; Metazoa; Chordata; Actinopteri; Acipenseriformes; Polyodontidae
Product: butyrophilin subfamily 2 member A2-like
Exons: 10
Coding region: 91-1662 (523 amino acids)
Molecular function (GO): protein binding
Source: RefSeq, a predicted model, not a curated record
UCAGACACAUGGAAACUUCUUCCACAGAUUGUGUAAAUCUUCAGAAUACACUCUUAUCUAAACUCAGUUGUAUUGAAUCGGUUUAAAAAGAUGUUUCUGUUUAUUCGUAAAAGAGUUCACGAAGACAGUGCAGGUGAAAGAGAAAGCAGGGAAAUGAAGAUGAGAUUCCUGGGGAGGACCUGUCUCAUUGUCUUGAGUUUGCUACCAACUGUUUCUACACAGAGAGGUCGAUGGACUGUCGUUGGCUCUAAUCAGCCUGUCAUCGCUUAUCCUGGUGAUGAUGUCAUCCUGCACUGUCACAUGUCACCCAGAGUCAGUGCUGUGGACAUGGAAGUGAGGUGGUUCAGGGAGAGAUUCGACAGGCCUGUUCAUUUAUAUAUAAACCAAAAGGAUCGGCUAGAAAAACAGGACAGAGCUUACCAGGGCCGCACUGCUCUCUCUCCCUCUGCACUGCGGACAGGCGAUAUCUCUCUGAGUCUGAGAAACCUCCAGUCCUCUGACAAAGGCAUCUAUAACUGCUUAGCUGAUGAUGGAAGCUGGAAUGAAGAAGGACAGACUGAAGUGAUAGUUGCAGCUCUGGGGACCCAGCCCUCAAUCUCUAUAGAUGCUACACAAGGAGAGCAGACCCGGCUGGUGUGCAGAUCAGAGGGGUGGAGCCCUGAACCUGAAGUGAUCUGGAGAGACAGGGAUGGAAACGAUGUGACAUCACUGUCCAAAACAACAGUGCAGAGGGACAGUCAGGGGCUCCUCAGUGUCAGCAGCUACAUCAAAAUCAAACAGCAGUCCAACGUGUUCUCUUGUCUGCUUAGAAGUAGAACACCAAAACCAGAUGGGGAAUCCAAACUCCACAUAUCCAGGGAUUAUUUCCCAGGAGUCUGUGGAUGGAAGGUGGCUUUCUUCUUGACUUUAGCUCUCAGUAUUGGAGCCAUUCCUCUGCUGGUGAUCCAAUGGAGAAGAAUGGAUGCCAUGGAGAGAAAGUCUGAGCCUAUGGCUGCCCGAUAUCGUAAUGAGUGCCUUCGUAAGGAAAUUGAGUCUAUGAGGUCUGUCCCUAAAUCAGAAUGGAAGUGGAUCCUCAGUUCAGCAGCUGAUGUGACUCUGGACCCUGAUAACGCACACCCCCUGCUCACCCUGUCUACGGAUGGGAAACAAGUGAGAAGGGGAAAGAUGAGGCAGGAUCUCCCUGACAAUCCAAAGAGAUUUGAUUACAGAUCUUGUGUGCUGGGCAGGGAGGGCUUCAACUCAGGGAAACACUACUGGCAGGUACAGGUGGGGGAGGAUACAGACUGGAGAUUAGGAGUCAGCAGAGAGUCUGCCCAAAGAAAGGGGGGGUUCAGCCUAACCCCCCAGCUGGGUUACUGGACUGUGAAGUGGUAUGGAAAGGAGUUCAUUGCUGAUGCUGCCCUUGCGACCCACCUCCCCCAGAGCCUGAAGCCCCAGAAGAUGGGGCUGUAUCUGGAUUAUGAGGAAGGGCAGUUCUCCUUUUACAAUGUGGAGACCAGAUCUCACAUCUUCACUUUCACUGACAUGAAGUUUAAACCCAAUGAAAAACUCUAUCCAUUCUUCUAUACUUGGGACAACAAUAUAGAUCUUGUGCUUGAGUCCCCUGUUACUAAAGUCUAUGGUGGGGGAGCGCUUAGAGGGUCCCUGUUACUACAAACUUAA